GCGGCAACAGAAAGUCAUCGGAUGCUGCUUGACCGACAUCCCUUUCUCUGAAUUGGCGCUCGACAUCUCACAGAAUACAGUUUUAAAGGUGUACAUUGAUAAACAUCGUGUUUGAUGAACUUUUGUCCUGCUACAAGAGGUCCUGUAAGGUGAGAGACAGACGUGCUGGUUGACAGGAGAGAAAGAGAGAGAGAGACCCCUCUUCAGCCUGGCCAAACCCCCAGUGUCCGUUCCCCAUGUAUCCCGAAUCAACCACAGACUCUCCUGCCCGGCUCUCUCUCAGACAGACCGGCUCUCCGGGCAUGGUCUACAGUGCGAGAUACGGGAGCCCAAAACGCCAGCUGCAGUUUUACAGAAACCUGGGGAAGUCUGGCCUGAGAGUCUCAUGUCUUGGAUUAGGAACAUGGGUGACGUUCGGAGGACAGAUCACAGAUGAGAUGGCAGAGCAGCUGAUGACUCUGGCGUACGAGAACGGGAUCAAUCUGUUCGACACGGCAGAGGUCUACGCUGCAGGAAAGGCGGAGGUGGUGCUGGGCAACGUCAUAAAGAAGAAAGGAUGGAGACGCUCCAGUUUAGUCAUUACAACCAAAAUAUUUUGGGGUGGAAAAGCGGAGACAGAGAGAGGAUUGUCAAGAAAACACAUUAUAGAAGGUUUAAAGGCAUCAUUGGAGAGAUUGCAGUUAGAAUAUGUGGACGUAGUGUUUGCAAACAGACCCGACCCCAACACACCCAUGGAAGAAACGGUGCGGGCGAUGACCCAUGUGAUCAAUCAGGGAAUGGCGAUGUACUGGGGAACGUCACGCUGGAGUCCGAUGGAAAUCAUGGAAGCAUAUUCAGUGGCCCGACAGUUCAACCAGAUCCCACCAAUCUGUGAGCAGUCGGAGUAUCACAUGUUCCAGAGAGAGAAAGUGGAGGUGCAGCUUCCUGAGCUCUUCCAUAAGAUCGGUGUGGGUGCGAUGACAUGGUCCCCGCUGGCCUGUGGGAUAAUCUCAGGGAAAUACGACAGCGGGGUGCCGCCGUACUCACGCGCCUCACUGAAGGGCUACCAGUGGUUGAAGGACAAGAUCUUGAGCGAGGAGGGCCGACGCCAGCAGGCGAAGCUGAAAGAGCUGCAGGCAAUCGCUGAGCGGCUGGGCUGCACACUGCCACAGCUAGCCAUCGCGUGGUGCCUGAGGAAUGAAGGUGUGAGCUCUGUGCUGCUCGGAGCCUCCAACACGGACCAGCUGAUGGAGAAUAUAGGAGCAAUACAGGUUCUUCCAAAGUUAUCGUCCUCCAUCGUGCACGAGGUGGACAGUAUCCUGGGCAACAAACCCUACAGUAAAAAGGACUACCGCUCCUAGUGUGUAUCCGGACGGGACCGGACGCUCCGCACACACCUUUGCCUGAUCCUCCGUUCGCUUCAGCUUUUACUGAAUGAGUUCCGGCCGCAUGAGACGGGCAAGCACCUACAAACCCCGGAGAGCAAGACUUUUACAACACCAAGGGCAAGAAACACACAAAAACAAACUUUCAAAAAGGACACAUUCACUGACCGAGGGGUUAAAAUGCAAAUGCAUCGAAGAUACGGAUUGAUCUGCAGACAAGGUACUUUAAGAUGGCAUCAUUAGGGUAAUUAAGAACAAACAUUUUCAAAAAAAAUAAGAUGCUUAAAAAUAAUAACAUGCUUGCUUGGUUGCUGGAAAUAUUGGUUUCUUUCUUUUUCUUUUUUUAUAUUGAAUGCGGAGCUGAAGCUGAAAUACAGUAGACUGCACAUGAUUCACAGCCACUCAUGUGAUCCAUUUGGGUUAGCGCACAUCCUUCACAUCGGCGCACCUACAAAUCUUCACUGUGUCGUUCGUCUGCGUUUCGUAUGCACACGCCCCCUUUCGCAGGCAAACCAAUCAGCACUUUAUGACAACAUCAGAGGGAGUGGCUUUGUGAGAAUGGAUUUAAAUGCAGCUCAGAAAAAAAAAUCAAUGGCUUAUUGUGCACAGGGCAUCUUCUCUGUUUAGCCUCAAAAAGCGACCCUGGCUUCUCAUUCGUCAUUGCUUUGCUAUCAGGGGGAUAUUUCUCAAAGCGGAUGUUUUUUUUUUGGACAGCAGCUCUCUGUGUGUUUGCUGAAGAUUGCUGGAAACUGAUGGUCUUCCUGCGCUGACACUCAGAUUUAGUAUACUGAAAUUGCAGUUAUUCUCGCUAACAUGGUAGAUUUUAGGUGUAGGUUGAAUGUGCUAACGGGAUACGCAUGCUUCAAAAGUAGUUAAUGUGAUUAAUGCUCAUUUUUAAGGCUGAGGAGGGAAUGUUAGAAACGUCACCAAUGUGUUCUGAUCAUAUUUCACCUCUAAAUCAAUAUACAAAUAUAAGAUACACAAAAUUAUUUAACUUGUUUUUAGAGAUUUUAAUGAUGAUUACGCACAUCUGCCUGCAAACUGGCAUUAAUAUUGAAUGGGAGAAUCAGAUUUCUGUAAUGCUGGUUUUAAAAAGGAUGCAUUACAACGAUAUGAUUUAAUAAAAAAUC
Messenger RNA from Danio aesculapii, 2494 nucleotides. It is a transcript of the gene kcnab2a, whose product is annotated as potassium voltage-gated channel subfamily A regulatory beta subunit 2a. Lineage: Eukaryota; Metazoa; Chordata; Actinopteri; Cypriniformes; Danionidae. Gene Ontology annotation, molecular function: voltage-gated potassium channel activity; transmembrane transporter binding; potassium channel regulator activity. Bases 237 to 1340 code for a protein of 367 amino acids. Gene Ontology annotation, cellular component: cytoplasm; juxtaparanode region of axon; voltage-gated potassium channel complex. The transcript is spliced from 16 exons. The record is from RefSeq and is a predicted model, not a curated record. Gene Ontology annotation, biological process: regulation of action potential; potassium ion transport; transmembrane transport.